Prorocentrum cordatum is the source of this 428-nucleotide messenger RNA. The record is from the annotation of a GenBank genome assembly. NCBI's taxonomy places the organism in Eukaryota, Dinophyceae, Prorocentrales, Prorocentraceae.
GCGUUGGCCUCGGGGCUUCGCAGGGCGCCGGCUGCUUCGCCGUCGGCUGGGAGCAGGAGCGGCUACUCGCGCCGGUGGACGAGGCCGUGCACCUCUUCGACCUGCAGAGCGGCGAGCGCCUGUGGACCCUCGAGGGUCACAGCGAGCCCGUUCGGUUCGUCACCAUGGCCUGGGACCAGAUGCGCGCUCUCAGCGUCGCUCAGGACAACGUUGUGAAAGUGUGGGACUUGCAGAGCCGCGAGUGCAUCUUCACCCUGGCAAGAUCAAACCUCGAGCCGAUCCGGACGGUGCGAGUGAGGUGGGAGUCGAUGCAGGCCAUGGCGGUUCUCUACGAUGGUACCGUGGCGAUCUGGGACUUCCAGGAUGCCGACGCCAACUUUGCCACGGUGCCGCUAGGUCGCACUGUGAGGGCGGCGGCGGUGCUAUAG